Molecule: messenger RNA, 2532 nt
Organism: Dipodomys ordii (Ord's kangaroo rat)
Lineage: Eukaryota; Metazoa; Chordata; Mammalia; Rodentia; Heteromyidae
Product: vomeronasal type-2 receptor 116-like
Exons: 7
Biological process (GO): G protein-coupled receptor signaling pathway
Cellular component (GO): membrane
Molecular function (GO): G protein-coupled receptor activity
Source: RefSeq, a predicted model, not a curated record
AUGACCCUCACUGUAAUUUGCUUUCACAGUGGCCUCUCUGAGUGGGGCAUGCUCAGUGCAGCUCUGAAAAGCUUGACCUUUGACCUGUGCUUAAGUUCUCAACCUAAAUAUAUUGGAAAGACGGUAGUGAUCAAUGCAUUUGACCAUGGAGACCGUGGAACUGAAAAUUCAAUGUUUAUCUUCAAGAAUUAUCAGUUUGUUUUGGCUUUGGCUUUUGCUAUUGAAGAGAUCAACAAAAACCCUGAUCUUUUACAUAACUUGACUCUAGGAUUUGAAGUCUAUGAUAUUCAAUUCAGAACUUGGACCGUGUAUAAGAAUCCUUUCAUUUGGCUCUUUGGGAAGUACAAGAUUCCAAACUAUUCCUGUAUAAGAAACAGCAGGUCUAUAGCAGUACUUACAGGACCAUUAGGAAUAACAUCUGACCAAAUUGGAACAUUACUGGGACUCUACAGAUUUCCACAGCUUACCUUUGGGCCAUUUGUUCAUGCCCUGAAUGACCAUCACAAGUUUCCUGCUCUCUAUCAGAUGGCCCCAAAGGACACAUCAAUAGGCACAGCCAUCGUCUCCUUACUGCUUCACUUCAGCUGGAGCUGGGUGGGACUGUUGAACUUACGAGAUGAGAAUGAUUUGUGGGUUCUUGCUGAAUUGAAAGAAGAGAUGGCCAAGAACAGAAUUUGUAUAGCCUAUGAGCUAGUUGUCUCAAGCCAAUCAACAUCAUAUAUGUUAAAAGCCAUGUCAGUUUAUAAUGAGAUAAAUAAAUCUUCAGCAAAUGUCCUCAUCAUACAUGGUGAUAAUGAUUCACUAAUAGUUUUAAUAAUGGGCAUUGAGCAACUUUUAAUAAAAGGCAAAGUUUUCAUCAUGAACUCACAGUGGGAAUUCACCAUGAAAAGGAGAUAUUUCAUGUUAGGCUCACCACAUGUUCUUCUUAUUUUUUCACACCAUCAUGCAAAUGUUUCUGGAUUCAUAGAUUUUGUCAAGACAGUUAACCCUUCCAAAUACCCAGAAGACAUUUUUCUUGCUAGGCUGUGGUUUCUGUUGUUUAAUUGCUCAGAUGCUGAGUCUGACUGUGCUACAUGGAACAACUGUCCUCAUGACGCCUCUUUGGAUUGGUUGCCUGGGCAUAUUUUUGACAUGAAUAUGUCUGAAAACAGCUAUAAUAUAUACAACUCUGUACAUGCUGUAGCCCAGGCUCUUCAUGAGAUGCUUCUUCAUCAAAUAGAAGUUCAAACAAUGGGAAAUAGAAAAGGGACAGUGCCUUCCCAUGCACAGCUGCUCCAUUUUCUGAAGAACGUCGAGUUUUACAAUCCUGUUGGAGAUCAAAUGAUUUUGGAUGAGAAAAGGAAAUUGGAACCAGAGUAUGACAUUCUGAAUAUUUGGAAUUUUCCAGAAGGUCUUGGACUUGAGGUGAAAGUAGGAAAGUUUUCUCCAUAUGCUCUCCAUGGUAAUGAACUGUCUUUAUCUGAAGAUAUGGUAGAGUGGGCCAUAGAAACUACAGAGACUCCUCGCUCUGUCUGCAGUGAGACUUGUGGUCCUGGAUUCAGGAAAUCUCCUCAGGAGGGAAAGGCUGCCUGUUGCUUUGAUUGUACACCUUGCCCAGGGAAUGAGAUUACUAAUGUGUCAGAGAUGGACCAGUGUGUGAAAUGUGCAGAUCAUCAGUAUGCCAACACACAGAGAAAUCAGUGCCUCCGGAGAGAUCCAAGUUUCCUGGCUUUUGAAGAUCCCUUGGGCAUGGCUCUGGCCUGCAUGGCUCUCUGCUUCUCUAUGCUAAGUGCUUUUGUUUUGGGGAUAUUUGUGAAACACCAAGACACUGCCAUUGUCAAGGCUAAUAACCGGACUCUCAGCUAUAUCUUGCUCAUCUCCCUCAACUUCUGUUUCCUCUGUUCCUUGCUCUUUCUUGGACGUCCCAACACAAUCACGUGCAUCCUGCAGCAGAUCACAUUCGGAGUUCUCUUCACUGUGGCUGUUUCCACAGUGUUGGCCAAAACAGUGACUGUGGUCCUGGCCUUCAAGGCCAUUUCUCCAGGGAGAAGGAUGAGGUGACUGAUUUUAUCAGGAGCUCCUAAUUUCAUCAUCCCCAUCUGCACUAUCAUCCAGGUGACCCUUUGUGGACUCUGGCUGGGAACCUCUCCUCCCUUUGUGGACACAGAUGCACACUCUGAACAUGGCCACAUUAUCAUCCUGUGCAACAAGGGCUCCCUCACUGCUUUCUACUGUAUCCUGGGAUACCUGGGAACCCUGGCCCUGGCCAGUUUCACCCUGGCUUUUCUGGCCAGGAACCUGCCUGACACCUUCAAUGAAGCCAAGUUCCUGACCUUCAGCAUGCUGGUGUUCUGCAGUGUGUGGCUCACCUUCCUGCCUGUCUACCACAGUGCCAAGGGGAAGGACAUGGUGGCAGUGGAGGUUUUCUCAAUCUUGGCCUCUACUGCAGGACUCCUAGGCUGCAUUUUUGCCCCAAAAUGUUACAUUUUGUUAAUGUCCAGUAGAAAUUCUCUUCAUGGCUUCAGGGAUAAAAGACAUAGUAGGAGAAAUUAG